GUGGCAACAGUUGCUGUAGCCGUCACUCGACGCCGAAAGCGUGGGAGGCCGGGCUCGACUCGACCGGGUAUAAACGAGGGGCCUGCCCUCGGGUCGACGCAGGAUUCCGCGAACUCUCGGCGACCCCGUCCGCCUUGCCAUGAAGUUCCUCACCGCGGUGAGUUCCUCUCUCGUCUUUCCUGCGUCAUCCGAUGGGAUGCCGAUUCACUUGGAUGGAGCGACCCGGAGGUUCGACGGGUAACGACGAGGUUCCUUUUCUUGCAGUUCCUGACGUUCGCGACGAUGCUGGUGGCCGCGUUGCAAGAAGAACUCGUCCAAACGAGAGCCGGAAACUGCCCCAGCCCGCCUCUCCUCGGCGGGUACAUCGGCACUUCCAACUGCUAUCCGAGUUCGCCGAUCGCAAGCUGCGGCUCCGUGUCGGCCUACGGCGUCUCGGCGGCGGAGAAGGACCAGAUCGUGUAUUACUUUAACUACUUGAGGGCAUGGGUCGCCUCCGGCAGGGAAACGCGGGGAAGUCCCGGACCUCAGCCAACGGCCUCCAACAUGCGACGCAUGGUGUGGGACGAGCGCCUGGCAGCGACGGCGCAGGGCUGGGCGAACAACUGCCGAUUCGACCACGACCGAAGCGAAUGCCGCAACUACGGCAGUACGUUCUCCCUCUCGAAAUUGCCCCCGCUUCGCCUUCACCCCUCGUCGAGACUUUUUCCUCGCCCUCCUUUCCAGCCUCCUUCAAAGCAGCGGGCCAGAACAUCGCCUGGAGUUGGGGGACCGGGGCCAAGGAUUGGUGGGCGACCAUCU
Darwinula stevensoni is the source of this 798-nucleotide messenger RNA. The record is from the annotation of a GenBank genome assembly. NCBI's taxonomy places the organism in Eukaryota, Metazoa, Arthropoda, Ostracoda, Podocopida, Darwinulidae.